Molecule: messenger RNA, 2053 nt
Organism: [Torrubiella] hemipterigena
Lineage: Eukaryota; Fungi; Ascomycota; Sordariomycetes; Hypocreales; Clavicipitaceae
Source: the annotation of a GenBank genome assembly
CUUCGUUUUUUCUCACUUCCUUCUUCUCUUUUCAUUUUCCUUCUUCACUGACUGGUAGCUUGCCACUGUCGGACUACCUUUUGCUACAAAUUGGCGGCGCUGUGAUUAUUGCAUAUUUUAUUUUGCCUACUCUGUGAUCCUGCUUCCGUCUCAUCUACUACUUUUCGCCCACCAUGGCGGAGCCGUCACCCAAAGCCAACCUCGAACCAACAACCACACACGACAAUGGCGAAUCGGCGUCCAAGCCCUUUGCAGAAAAUGCUGCGGAGCUUGCUGAUGCCUUUCGCAUCGAGCAUAGCAUGACCUUUAGGGAAUCUCUGAAGCUCUAUCCCAAGGCCAUCUUCUGGUCGGCCUAUGUCUCGAUAGGCGUCAUCAUGCUGGCCUUUGAUCCCCAGCUCAUUGGCAACUUGUACGGAACGCCACAGUUCAAGAAGGAUUUCGGACAUUUGUUCGAUGGAAAAUACAACAUCCCCGCCCAGUGGCAGACGGCUCUCUCCAUGGGUAACCCCGUCGGCCAGACUCUCGGCGCCCUGUUUGCCGCCUACCCAAUGGACUACUUCGGCCGAAAGAUUACAUUUGCUGUGCUUGUUGUCGCCACUGCUGCUGUCGUCUUCUUGCAAUUCUUCGCUGGCUCCAUUGAAGUGCUUCUUGCUGGCGAGCUCCUGGCUGGUCUCGUCCUUGGCCAGUUCGCAGUCAUGGCGCCCGCCUAUGCUUCAGAAGUCUGCCCUACAGCGCUUCGUGGUCACCUCACUUCUUUUGUCAACCUUUGCUUCGUCAUUGGUCAGCUUCUUGCCAACGGUGUCACGGCCGGUACCUCCCAGCGCGACGACCACUGGGCCUACAAGAUUCCCUUUGCGCUGCAAUGGUUCUGGAUUCUCGUCCUGAUCCCCGGAUUGGCCUUCAUCCCCGAAAGCCCCUGGUGGUAUGUCCGUAAGGGCAAGCUUCAAGAGGCCCAGCACUCGCUGAACCGUCUUGCGUCACCUAAAAUCAACACAGCUGGCUCACUCGCCUUCAUCCGCGAGACUGACAGACUCGAGAAGGAAAUGGAGGCCGGUAGCACCUACAAGGACUGCUUCAACAAGGUAAACCGCCGCCGAACCGAAAUCUCCAUUGGUGUAUAUAGCAUUCAGGUCCUCAGCGGCAUCUACUUGAUCAACUUUGGCACUGUAUUCUUCCAGGAGGCUGGCCUUGCCGAUGACCAAGCCUUCAACAUGAGUGUAGGCUUCCUGGCUGUCGGCUUCAUGGGCACCCUCGUAUCAUGGGCGCUCAUGGUUCGCUUCGGUCGUCGCACUCUCUACGUCUGGGGCCUGGCCAUGCUGGCCUUCCUCCAGAUCCUCAUUGGUAUCCUGGAUUGUAUCCCCGGCCGUCCCAAGGGCGCCAUUUGGACCGAGUCGGUGCUGAUGCUUGUCUGGAACUUCUUCUACGACAUUUCCAUUGGCCCAAUUUGCUUCGUCCUUCUUGCAGAGUGUUCUGCCACGCGUGUGCGCUCCAAGACGAUUGCCGCCGCCACAGCCGUCCAGGGCUGCCUUGGCAUCAUCAUGACGGUCGCGAUUCCGUAUCUCAUCAACGCAGAAGAGGCCAACUUGCAGGGCAAGCUUGGUUUCUUUUUCGGCGGCCUGGCUGUUAUAUGCUGGGUCUGGGCAUACUACCGCGUGCCCGAGACACAGGGCCGCACAUAUGAGGAUCUCGAUAUCCUCUUUGAUCGCAAUGUUCCUGCGCGCCAGUUCAAAGACUACCAGAUCGAAGAUUCACACCAGUAGUCGUAAAUAGCUUCGUUUUUCACGUUUUGUCGUCGUCUGACCUUUUUGGACUAUUCUCUAGCGUUGCAGCAUCGCCAUUAUUAUACUACUACAGAAUACUUUUUUUAACGGGCGCCGUGCGCCCUCUGAAUAUACCAUAACCCGUCUGUGUCAGCAUCAUCUACCAAACCUCGCACCCGUUUAUUUAUACGUGUUUGCCGUGUUGCCGAAGCCACAUGGCUAUCCUGUCAUCAUCCGCUGCGCCAGGCACGGAGUCCGGACAAGUCGGCACUGAGUAGCGCAGUCUCCCGUCA